Insectozyma verbasci is the source of this 627-nucleotide messenger RNA. NCBI's taxonomy places the organism in Eukaryota, Fungi, Ascomycota, Pichiomycetes, Serinales, Debaryomycetaceae. The record is from the annotation of a GenBank genome assembly.
AUGUCAUAUACUCCACAUAAUCAACCAAUUAGAGCACCACCAGUGCAUAGCGAUUAUGAAUUAAUUGAUGGAGAUCCAUAUUUUUUUAAAGUUUUAAGAUAUUUUAGAUCAUCAGAUUAUUUGAAUUGGGGUAUAUUAACUGCAACACCUCCAAUUUUAAUGAAAUUAUGGGAACAUUAUGAACCACAUCAAGGUAAAGGAAGAAAACCAAUACCUAUGUCAGGUAUGACAUUAAGAGCAGCAACUUCAAUUGGGUUUUUUGGUGGUUUUUUUUUAGCUUAUAUUAAAACAGCAAGAAGAUUUUUAGGUUGGGAAGAAAAUUCAACAGAAGUUUCAAAAGAUAGAUUUGAAAUGAAAAAAUUAUUAAGUGAAGGUAUACCUCCUUAUUUUGAACAUUUAUCAAGUUUAGAUGAUAGAACAAAAGAUGUUUCAAAUAGAAAUUCUCAAUAUAGUGUUGCAAUGUUAUUUUUACUUCCUUGGUUUAAUUUAUCUUAUCAUCCAUAUCAUCAAGUUGAUUUAAAAAAAUAUUAUGAAGUAAGACCAGGUGAAGAAGAUUGGAAAUUUGAUUUGAAACCUUUGGAUGAAAUUUAUGGAAAAUACAAUUUAAGAAAACCAACUGUAAAUUAA